Molecule: messenger RNA, 1035 nt
Organism: Plasmodium vivax (malaria parasite P. vivax)
Lineage: Eukaryota; Apicomplexa; Aconoidasida; Haemosporida; Plasmodiidae
Product: triose/hexose phosphate phosphate translocator, putative
Exons: 1
Coding region: 1-1035 (344 amino acids)
Cellular component (GO): Golgi apparatus
Molecular function (GO): antiporter activity
Source: RefSeq, a predicted model, not a curated record
AUGAAAGACAGCGCGAAAAACGAAUACGGGACGUUCCCCAUCACGAUCAACGAGGGGCAGUCGGACCAGGUGGGGGAGAAGAAGCUGCUGAGCGGAGGGAUCUACCAGGGGCUGCUGGAGCGAGCCAAGCUGCUGGCACUCUUCCUGACCUGGUACGCCCUAAACAUACUCUAUAACGUAGAUAACAAGAUCGCCCUUAACAUGACCAAGCUCCCCUGGUUCAUCAGCUCGGUGCAGUUAUUCACUGGGUGGGUAUUCAUCCUCAUGUACUGGCUCACGGGUUAUAAGAAGAUUCCCAGGAUAUAUACGUUUGAUUUGUUUUUAAAGAACAUAGGCAUUCAGAGCUUCUGCCAUAUAAUGGUUCACUUCGGUGCAGUGGUCUCCAUGUCAUCCACCACGGUGUCCUUCACUCACGUGGUGAAGGCAUGUGAGCCCGUUUUUACAGCCCUACUGUCUAUCCUCAUACUAAAGCAGUACAUGAAGGUAAAUAAAUAUUUAACUUUGCUAAUCAUCGUGGGAGGAGUCAUCUGUGCAUCAGUGAAGGAGAUUCAUUUUACGUGGCUGUCCUUCUGGUGUGCCACCAUUUCCAAUUUGGGUUCUUCCAUGAGGUCUAUUUUUGCGAAGAAGAUGAUGACACAGAAGUCUUUAAUUGGAGAGAAUCUAAACGCUUCAAAUAUUUAUGCCCUAAUUACCAUCUGCUCAGCUCUGAUGUCCCUCCCCUUGGUUGCCAUUUUCGAGGGAAAGGCCUCCUAUAACUUCGUUGCCAAUUACCAGACGGGCACAAUGAAUGACCACACCUACAGAGAGAUAAUCACCAAGAUUUUGCUUAGCGGCGUUUGGUACUAUCUUAAUAACGAAGUGGCUUUCAUGUGCCUAGAGAAAGUGAAUCAAGUCACCCACGCGGUGGCCAACUCCAUCAAGCGAGUCGUCAUCAUCGUCUCCUCCAUCAUCAUUUUCCAGACGCAGAUCACCCUGCUCGGCGCCCUGGGCUCCGCCGUCGCCAUCACGGGCGCCUUCCUCUACUCCGUCAUUUGA